Molecule: messenger RNA, 507 nt
Organism: Setaria italica (foxtail millet)
Lineage: Eukaryota; Viridiplantae; Streptophyta; Magnoliopsida; Poales; Poaceae
Product: fibropellin-3-like
Exons: 4
Coding region: 1-507 (168 amino acids)
Source: RefSeq, a predicted model, not a curated record
AUGGCGGUGCUGGCAGGAAGCUCGACGGCGUCCGAGCCCAUGCGGCUUCUGCUCCUGGCGCUGCUCGCCUACGCCGCCGCCGGCGCCUCGAUCUGCGACACGGCCAUCUGCGGCAGGGGCAACUGUACCGAGUUGCCGGAGCUGGUCCCCGGCAUUCCCAUCUACGAGUGCCACUGCGACCCCGGCUGGUCCCAGGCUUGGAAGGCCGUCCGCUUCUCGCCCUGCAUCGUCCCAAACUGUUCCUUCGACGGCACCUGCUUGAACCUCAGCCUGACGCCGCCCACAGGCAUACCCAAGGACGUCUGCGCCGUCGUGAGCUGCGGAGCCGGCGGCGCGUGCAAGACGGGCGGCGCCGCCCUCUUCAGCUACACCUGCGAGUGCCAGCCAGGCUACGCCAACCUGCUCAACCAAACCGCGCUGCCCUGCGUCAAGAACUGCUCCGUUCCGUCGCGGCGUCUACGGCAGCUCCUGUUGCUGGUCACGCUCGCCAUGGCGCAGGUCAUGUAG